Peromyscus californicus insignis is the source of this 5648-nucleotide messenger RNA. RefSeq names its product LRAT domain containing 2 (gene Lratd2). Lineage: Eukaryota; Metazoa; Chordata; Mammalia; Rodentia; Cricetidae. The record is from RefSeq and is a predicted model, not a curated record. Bases 731 to 1663 code for a protein of 310 amino acids. The transcript has 2 exons.
GGCAAGCCGCCUCAGGGCGGUGCAGGAAGCCGGCUCCCGCGGUGGGGAGACUAUUUACCAGCGGGAUUUAAACCCGCUACAGAGAGGGCGUGGCCAUGGAAAGGCGGUGCAGCUCGGGUAGGCGGGGCGGGGGCGGGGCUCCGGGAGGCUAAGCCUAGUGCAAGAAAGACCUGAGCUCCCGGAGCCAGCGUCUGUCUCUUUAAAUGCCAAGGGCUGCGCUCCCGCCCGGGAGCCCAGAGCCGGAUCUACAAUCCCGUCCCUCCCGCUCCGGCGCUUGUUGCUCGCCCGGCCGGAGCCGGAGCUGCGGACCCCGGGAAGCCCAGCUACCUCCUUCUGCUUUCGUCUUCGUGUUCCACCUUCCGGGAGAUCUGCGUGAGGGCUUGUACAGCAGCGAGCGUGAACAGGCAUUUCCCCCAGCCUCAUCUUCAAUUCUUGGGGCGCUACACAGCCGCGCGGGGCGGGAAGGGGAGAAAUGCGUCCUUCCCGGCUGCCUAGCUUCGCCCCGGUCCGCGCUGGGAGAGGAGGCACUGCGGAGCCCACACCUGCAAACUCGUCCUAGAAGUCUCAGGGUGCGGCAGGGCGCCCCUCCCGGUCCCCCAGGGCUUCUACGUCUCCGCGAGUGAGUCGGCGCAGGUGGCUUUAGCCCCUGCCCCGGGACCAGUGCCAAUGACUCUGCUGGUGGUUUCGCUUUCUCCUCUCGCAGUCCUGUGAACCAGCGGUCCACAGCGUGAUGGGCAAUCAGGUGGAGAAACUGACCCACCUAAGUUACAAGGAAGUUCCCACGGCCGACCCGACCGGCGUGGACCGAGACGAUGGGCCCCGCAUAGGAGUCUCUUAUAUUUUCUCCAACGACGACGAGGAUGUGGAACCGCAGCCACCGCCCCAGGGGCCUGAUGGCGGAACGUUGCCGGACUCCGGGGACCGGCCUCCCCUGCCCCCGCCGCAGCCCUAUGACCCGCGGCAGCACGAGGUGGAAUGCUCGGUGUUUUAUCGGGACGAGUGCAUCUAUCAGAAAAGCUUCGCGCCGGGGUCGGCGGCGCUAAGCACCUACACACCCGAGAACCUGCUCAACAAGUGCAGUCCAGGCGACCUCGUGGAGUUUGUGUCUCAGGCGCAGUACCCACACUGGGCUGUCUAUGUGGGCAAUUUCCAGGUGGUGCAUCUGCACCGGCUGGAGGUGAGCAACAGCUUCCUGACCGACGCAAGCCAAGGUCGGCGCGGCCGCGUGGUCAACGAUCUGUAUCGCUACAAGCCACUGAGUCCCAGCGCUGUGGUGCGCAACGCGCUGGCACACGUGGGCGCCAAGGAGCGGGAGCUCAGCUGGCGCAACUCGGAGAGCUUUGCCGCCUGGUGCCGCUAUGGCAAACGUGAGUUCAAGAUCGGUGGCGAGCUGCGCAUCGGCAAGCAGCCCUACCGUUUGCAGAUUCAGCUCUCGGCUCAGCGCAGCCACACUCUCGAGUUCCAGAGCCUGGAGGACUUGAUCAUGGAGAAGCGGCGCAACGACCAAAUCGGACGCGCGGCGGUGCUGCAGGAGCUCGCCACGCACCUGCACCCGGCUGAGCCAGAUGAGGGCGACAGCGAUGCGACUCGGACUACACCGUCUCCCCUGCGCCCCCCUGCACCGGGCUCCGAGGAGGAGGAUGGAGACUCGGUGGUGCACUGAUACUUAACCUGGGCGCAGAGCUGCAAAAGGGAGCUGUUUGCAACGGCCGCGCCCCUUCCUCCCCACCCAUACCCCCUUCAUCUGGGCCCCAUUUGAUAUUCUUGGGCCUUUUGGAAAACGCAGAGUUGGUGAAAUGCACAGCCGACUUUGGACGGGGGAGGAGGAAGGGGACAGAGGGAGCAGGUAGGAGCACUUUGGCUGGUGGGUGGCCAUGGGGAACAUUUUCUUCCAGCCCCCUCAGUCUACCUUCCUUUCUGAGGUGAGGUAAAGUGUGAAUUUGCUUGGAGUUUCAACUCUGACAGAUCUGGGACCAAAUUUAGCCCUUCCUAUACAAGCAGACUUGGGGAAUUUCAGAGCACCUAUGCCCUGCAUUAGGCCUCUCUGUCCCUUUCAGCUUGGAGGAUGCAGGGUACAAAGGCCAGAGGGGGUUGGGGAGGCGCCGCCGCGGGGCAGCUGGAAGAGCUACUUAUCUGCUUCCCCCACUGAGCUGUGCUUGGAAUCAUAGAGGCUGGAGUGAUUUAUUUUAUGGGAUUCCCGGGGCACAGGUCUGCUGAAACCACAAGAUCUGGGAGCAGCAGACCGAAACCAAACAGCCCUGUAUUAAGUGCAACAAAUACUUUAGCAAACUCAGGCUACAGGCUACAAACAGACUCUACUACCUCCCUCCUCCCUAUCCCCAAGUACCUCCUCUUGGGAAGCUGACUCUAAACAGAGUCUCUGCCUCACAACCCUUCCCCGUCCAUCUCCACCCCCUUUUCCCCCUCCCCCACCCCGGUUACAAGUAAAUCAUUGUCAAGGGCCAGGCAGAGAAAGGAUUCAAUUAAGGUACCGUUCUGCUGCCUCUGUUUUUGGCCUGCCGCUGUGGACUCUUAGAGCUAUGGCGGUGUUAUCAAGGGAAGCAAUAGCCCUUUGUGUCUCUGAUCUAAUUAAACCUGCUUGGCGUGUUCAUCUGCAGGUCACAGAUGGGGUUGGCUUGUGCCACCCCAUAAAAUAUCCUCUAGGGAAUCAGCCAGCGAUGCCCUGGCAAGAAUUAAAUCUCUCCUAUCCCCUUGCUGAAUGGUGAGGGUAAGCCUGUACAGAUAAAGCUGGACCCAGGGUUCUUUCUGCUUUUUUUUUUUUUUCUCUCUUCUUGGUCCGCUUUCCGCACCAUGGCUUUGUUCUGCCUGGUGGUAAAUCCUAGGUUUCAGACAGUUGCUGUGGUAGGUAGGGUUAGGGUUAGGUUCACUUUACCACCUAUGAUUGAAGUUUAAUUCAAGGUGCAGAGUCUUGUUAUAUGGACCCAGUUUCUUUGUGACUUGGAGAACAUCCCAACCGAGCCUUUUCUUGAUUAAGAGUGGUGACAUGAGUCCUACAGAUUUUGAUUAUGGUCCCAAAUAUAGGUUGGUGAUGGUGGAAUGUGUCGUUUUGCUGACUGACAGGUAGCAAUUGGGUCGGCUGCUGAACUUCUGUGCACUUUAGUACAAGGCUUUAAGAUGUCGGCAGCCCUGUCCCCUGAACUGUGGGCGGGCCUUUGACUGCUGAAUGCUUAUGGGCUGCCUGUUAACUGCUCUCAAAGUUGAGCCUGGUUAAAGGCCUUUCCUGCCUUCCACACUCAGUCCUUGUACUGUAAUUGGACAAGUAAUUUGUGAACUAGAUUUUAGCCGUUGGAACAGAAUCUUACUUGAGUGCCCUGAAGCCGUGGCCAUUGUUGGGCUUCUUGCCUGGGGAAUCACACUUUUUUUAGACAUAAAAGUUGAAAUCCGCCAGGCGGUGGUGGCGCACGCCUUUAAUCCCAGCACUUGGGAGGCAGAGCCAGGUGGAUCUCUGUGAGUUCGAGGCCAGCCUGGGCUACCAAGUGAGUUCCAGGAAAGGCGCAAAGCUACACAAGGAAACCCUGUCUCGAAAAACCAAAAAAAAAAAAAAAAAAAAAAAAAAAAAGUUGAAAUCCUAUUUUUUUUUAAAGCCUAGAUCUUCAUAGUACCUCAGCAUGAUACUUUUUCAUUAUAAAGGCAUUAAAUGCAUUUUCUGCUUUCAUGGUGAUUACCAAACAAGUCCUUGUUCCUUUGAAUGUUGAAGAUGAGCUGUACACCAGCCUUGGUUUGGGACAUUGGAGGAGAAUCAGUUUCUAAUUGGGAAUGUAGAUCUGAUUUCUGUGUACAUGAGUACACAGCUAUGUAUUUAUAUGGUCUUGUUCUUGGAACAGCAGAGCAAGAUAAACACAAGCGAUGACAUUUAGGAAAACCUAUGUCUAACAGAUUGGGGUUAGUGAAAAUGGAAAUUGAUGCCCACUGUGUGGACGACAGGAGAGGAAGAAUCAGAACAGCUGUUACCAGCAGCUCUGGAAUAGCAAACCAUUCCUGCUCUCCAUCCCAGCCUUUUUCAUCACCACCCCCGCCCCCCAAAAAAGAAAGUCUCUUCACGCUCAGUGUAGCAGGUGAUUUGUAUUAGCCAUAGAGUGCCCCCAAAGGAAGAACUCAAAAGAUCCACCCUACCGGUAGCAUUCUUACUUCUUGGAAAUAAAUCUUUUCCAGGUGAUAUUUUCUGGAAUGUGCUGUCAGCAAUUCAACUGGGUACCAAUGGUGGCAAAUAUGGAAUACUUAGGAAGAACUCUCCCCUUGGAAGUUUCCUUAGGGGGUAGAAGGGUUUUAGCAAUGGUUCUUAACCUCUGUGUGUGUGUCAUCAAGACCCUUUGGGGCACAUACGAGAUAUCCUGUAUAUCAGAUAUUUACAUUAUGAUUCAUAGCAAAAUUACAGUUAUGAAGUGGCAAUGAAGUAAUUGGAUGGUUGGGGGUCAUUACAACAUGAAAAAUUGUGUGAAAGGGUCUCAGCGUUAGGAAGGUUGAGAACCACUGAUUUGAAGUAAAGUAACAUGGACUUAGGGCUCUAAGAAGAGUGUUGUAUCAUCUCUUGGUUUUUAAGAUAGUAGUGUUGCGGGGGGAAAAAAACUUUUUUUUUUUUAUUUUAAUGUCCUGGCAAUGACUAUGUCUGGCACUUUAGAAAAUAAAAGAAUAUUUAAUAAUUUUUGUUUCUCCUUAGGAAUAAGACAUAGAACUAUUUUGUACUGUGAAUUAUGGACGCUCUUUGAAGGAAAGAAAUAUUGAUUCCAAUGUUCUUCCGAAGCUCUGGAUGGGGGAUAAGCAGGACCCUGUGGAACACAUACUAAAAGAAACCAGACAAAUUCUAUUUUCUUACCCGAGCAAAUAUUUUAUUGAGACUGCUUAUGUAUGUCCAAGGAGCCUACAACUUCAGCUACACAACUUUUUCUAUGGGGAGAACUGGGAUUUUGUAGCUUUUAUUCCACGUUUAAUUAAACAUGACUUUGUAGCAGGAAAAUGUCUAGCAGAAGACUUUAUUGCAGAUCUUGAAGAAGAUUUUUAGUUUUUAUGAAAAUGGUUUCAGUGGUUAAAGCCCCUCAAAGCUUUGGCGCUUCUGAGCCUCAUGGCGCCAUUGGACAAAAACAACCACAUGAAAACAUAUUUUUUGGAAGCAAAACUUUAAUUUUAUAUGACAUAUAUAUACUAUGGAAAGCUAAGAAAAUUUAAGGACUACUUGUUUUUCUUUUUUCUUAAAAUGGGAUCCACUGUGUUGAAGACUCUUGAUAUUAUGUGCUUGUCUAGCCAUUUAAAAAAAAACAAAUUAAAAUAAAAUUGAACAUGAUCAUAGUCAUCCAAUGGAUUUGUUUGGAAAGUUAGAUUUUAUUUGUGAAUUGUUUAAAAAAUCAGGAUAAUGAUCAAUUUGACUGUUUUAUUCAUCUUUUCCUUAUGCCGUUUUGUUCUUGGUUAUAAAUCUGUGGCCUGUGAAGAAUUACCCAUCAGGAUACAUACUCCACAUGCAUUUUAUUUCCCAGCAAAUUGUAGAAACUUUAAUUUUGUUGGAGGUUGUAUGUUAAAUCAAUUUUCUUUCACCACUUCUUGAGGAGGAGGUUCUAGUUUGAAAUUGUAUCAUUUCCUUCAAAAUGAAGGGCAGUACUUAGUUAAAUAAAAGAUUGAUGACAUCUUUUAAGCCA